Molecule: messenger RNA, 3716 nt
Organism: Dermacentor albipictus
Lineage: Eukaryota; Metazoa; Arthropoda; Arachnida; Ixodida; Ixodidae
Product: AT-rich interactive domain-containing protein 3C-like
Biological process (GO): regulation of transcription by RNA polymerase II
Cellular component (GO): nucleus
Molecular function (GO): DNA binding
Source: RefSeq, a predicted model, not a curated record
UCCUUUUAUCUCUCCCUCAGCGACUGCGGCGGCGGCGCGCUUCUCGUAACCGCGGAGUUGGUAGGCUGCCUCCGAUGCAGUUGGGCGAUUGUACGCGGUACUAUUGCGCUAGACGAUUUGCACUCGGCGCGAGCCCGUCUGUAACCCAUGUGAUCUGCUCCACCGUUUGGAUUGAGAACGUGCGUGAACGUAUGCCUCCCCUUUGAUCGACUUGACUGAAAGUGAAGGGGACUUCGGCGUGCCAUCUUACCGUGUCAUCGACUGGACCUCCGUGCUUGAUAUUGGCAUAGUGCGCCGCUGUUGUAGCGGCGAGUUUGUUACGUUUGCCAGCGCUUCGUCUGAGCAUCGUCGGGGGGUGGUGUGCUUCAAACCAGCGCUUCGUUUGUGCUGCUGGUCAUUCUUCUCGCCCUGCGUCCCGCCAACUGCCAAAAUUCGUGUCAAAAACCGCAUCCCGCUUCCAGCCUUCCGGAUGGAACACGAAUCGGACGACAUGGACGGGAGCAUGUCGAACCCCGAGGAGGAGGAGCUCAACGAGUCGGAGUACGGCGGCUCCGGCGACGACGACGAGGAGCGCCGGACCCCGCUCGACGGCGAGUUGAGCAACGACGACGCGCAGUCUGACGUGCUCGCUCGCUACCAUCCGCACAACAACAGUGGCGUCAGCGGCGGCAGUAACAACGGUGGAAACAACGGCAGCGUCCGCAGCAGACAGGAUGAUGGGAGUCCCGUCCCGCUGGCCAACAACUGCAACAGCGACCACUCGAGCAACACGCCCCCGGCCGCAAGCAAUGGGUCGACGAUGGCGCACGCGGGCGGCCUGUCCUCUGAGCCACGCAUCCCGGCUCCAAAUGCCGUGGUCUCUUCUUCGCCGGGUCCUCUGCGGGUGCCGGACUCCGGCCCGCUCAGUGCGCUGGCCGCCCGGGCGGCGGCGAGCGGAGCCACGGCUCUGCUCCCGGCGGCUGCCAUCUCUGCGCUGUCCCAGGCGCCGCCGCUGUUCAGCCUGGCCACUGGCGCCCCGCACAUGAUGCACCUUCCGCCAACGCUGACGCCCCACACCGCGGCCGUCUCCGGUACGCCGCCGGAACCCAGCAAGUACGCGUUCGAGGACCACUACGGAAAGCAUUUGUCCAUCUCCAACCUGGCCGCCGUCUGGAUCAGUGAGCUGGCAAAGUCCAAUGGGGGCCCCCGCAGUGCACCAGCGCGGGACUCCCUCGCUGCGAGUGUCCCACGGUGGGAGCUUUCUGAGCCGGGAAAAGCGACUGAAUUCAGCCGUGACUUUAAAGUGAGUCCCACACCCAAAUCAUCUCGGUCAAGCCGCAGCGGCGACUCCAACGGCCGUGUGAGCAGCAUGGACGACAUCGGCAAACUGUACGAGCUAAGCGAUGACCCCAAAAGGAAAGAGUUCCUGGAUGACCUCUUCGGCUUUAUGCAGAAACGAGGAACGCCCGUUAACCGGAUUCCGAUCAUGGCCAAGCAGGUGCUGGACCUUUUCGAGCUGUACCGGCUGGUCGUGUCACGGGGCGGCCUCGUUGAGGUCAUCAACAAGAAGAUCUGGCGGGAAAUCACUAAAGGGCUCAACCUGCCCUCGUCCAUCACUUCGGCGGCGUUCACUCUGCGUACACAGUACAUGAAAUACCUGUACCCAUACGAGUGCGAGAAAGAGAAGCUGAGCCAGCCCGACGAACUGCAGGCGGCCAUUGACGGGAACCGGCGCGAGGGACGACGCUCCAGCUACAGCCAUUACGCCGAGAUGAUGUCCUCGGCCACGGCGGCCUCACUCUCGGGAUCCCGCGGCAGCAACCACCACACAUCGCCCAUCAGCCUCGUGUGCCGGCAGGCAAACGGACACGCGCCGCCACCUACGCAGCACCACGCGGGUGGACCCUCGUCUGGUGAUGAAGAGAAUAGCCUGUCACUGUUUGUGCCGCAGCAGGAGGCCUUAAACCUGGAAGUUCCACGUGGCGGGAGCGCAGACCACAAAGUUCUAGAUCCACGAAGGCUCCUAGGUGAAUCGCUGGGUCCACCUGCUUCUAAGCGAUUUAUUUCUUCCGAAGAAGACAGCCUGCUUGCCCACUCUAUGCACACAACACACAUCAAGAUGAACAGCAGAGGUGACGGCAGAGGCCAGGCUGACAAUUCCAUGUCCGUGACCAUGGAAGUAAAUGGCAUCAUCUACCACGGAGUCCUAUACCCACAGUCACACAGAAACAGGCUCUCCUAGGUUGCACACCUGCUUGCAGCAAUGCUGGACUCUUUUUGGAGGCAGCCUGUCAACAAAAACACUGACGAAUGAAAUGUGAGUGCACCAAGGACACGAGACCGAAAACUGCUGCAUCCCCUGACAAUGGCAAAGCUGAUCUCCACUCCAAGCCACUAUGUUGUUGUGUGCAGAUAUCUCUUUUGCCUCAAUUCUGCCCUGCGCGCACUGACAGCCCACUUGUCGGAAAGUUGUGCAUUGCGUGCGUGUGUGUGUGUGUGUGUGUGUGUGUAAGUGUUUUUGUGUGCAGUUGUCAAUAUGCACUUGCUCAUGACAGCCCAGUGCCCUCUUUCUUUCUUUCUUUUUUUUCAAAUGCAAUUGUACAUUAAUUUUCAUUCUUGUUUACAUUUUUAUGCUGCUAUAUUAUAUAUAUUUUCAUCAUUUCUUUUAACUAGCCACUGCGUACUUCACAUUGCAUCUGACUGGCAUCCAGUACUUCUUCCUCUUUCGUUGUUGAAGAAAUUCAUACAGCAUUGCUGCCAGCUCCCUCCCCUAUUUCGUUUGUGCAUUUGUACAGUGACCUGCAUUUUUAUCUAACCACUUUAAAAAAAGAUGCAGCGCUUAUCACUGCUUCAUUCUCACUGAGAUAUCAUCAGAGGAUAGAGUUUUCGAUCUGCAUUAUGACAAUAAGACAAUUUUUAUCAUUGUUAGCCUGUUUAAUCCAAACUUCCUUUCCUGACAGGCAAUGGCACCCAUUCAUAUCUAUGCAGCAGAUUGUUCCUGAAAUGGAAUGGUGUGAUUACAAUGAAUAUUGCGAACAUUUUUUUUUACUGACCCAGGCAUGCAAACAUGCCACCUGCUUCAUUCAGCACUGAGAACCAAUAAGCUUGAUGUUGAUUCGAUAUUUGAGGAAAAAACACAAGUCACGCUAUGUUGUUCCAGUAAAAACAACUUUCCUUUCAUAACUCUUCCUGCCAUAGCCCUGUUUGAAUGUGUGUAACCUAAUAUGUUUACACUAUUAAAGUUUGAACACAUGCGAAAUAUGAAAUUCUUCGCCACCUGUAAGCCAGCAUUAUUCAGAGGCACAGUCAUGGCCAGUGGCGUAGCUAGGUCGUCUGGCACCCGAGGCCCAUAGGUGUUCUGUACCCCCCCCCCCCCCCCCCCCCAUGUAGUUGAGGAAAGCGAGGAUAUCGACAAUUUUCGGGUUUCAGCUCCAGUACAGCCACCUUGGAUUCCGCGCACGUUCCCCGGGUCCCCCUCUCCUUCUCUUUCUUUCCCAGAGAUCGUGAAUGCAGCAAAUAUACACGCUGUUUUUCCUGCGCCAAAUAACACAGGGUGCUGCACUGAUAACGUGUGAUAAGCCCAUGUGCACAUCUUCUGUCAGACUGUAAGGCUUGACAGCCAAUACAAAUGCAGCAUCGUGGAAAACAUGACUCACGUCACAAGUAACAAAAAAUAUCUUUAUAAUCAAGUUUUAAUUACCAAUUUUAGUGGCAAUAUUGCUUUUGCAAUGUUGAAG